GUAAUCCUUAUGUUUAGUCAUAAAAACACAUCGUAUAAAUAAUGAUUGAAUAGUGGAAGCCGUUUUCUCGAAGAAAAAAUCGAGCCUAAUACAACUUGCUUUAAACUUUCUGAACAAGAUAAAGACAUUGUCGACAUGGUCUACAACGCAACACAUACAGUCACAAGUAUAGCCUCUGACGUGAUGAACAAAGCACUCGAUGUGGCAGCGUCCAGUCUACGCACAAUCGAGCCCAAAACAGCUCAUGCUCACUUUGGUUGGUCAGCCUUAAAGGCCACUGCUACUCUUAUAAGUGGUGUCACUGCUGCUGCCUCCGUCGUCUUGGACUCUUCUCGUGAGGGCAUCGUUCAGAUCGUUCGUAAAAAAUACGGUGACGAUGCGGGAUAUGUUGCCGAGAAAACAGUAGGCACUGUAUCUCAUGUGGCAGACUUGUUGGUCUAUUUUGAUGCAAAAGGUAUUUCUCGAAGAGUAGUCCUCGGAGGACUGGCCGGGCUUAAUCAAACACGACAGGAAGAACGAGAGGUUGUUUUUGAUCACAGUGAAGAAGCUGUGGUAAAACACUAGAUCUAUGCCAAAGGCAUAGGCUUUGCCUUGACAGUAAUAAUAAAAUUUUUGUGUGUUGUACAAUAUGAUGUUGUGAUGACUAUGUAAAAGGCUAGGUAAUUUCCAUAACUUUCACGUAAAAGACUAUGCACUGUCUUAAACAACCUACAGAACAUGUUCAAGUAUUUUCAGU
Rhizopus microsporus ATCC 52813 is the source of this 736-nucleotide messenger RNA. RefSeq lists its product as uncharacterized. The record is from RefSeq and is a predicted model, not a curated record. The transcript has a single exon. Bases 136 to 564 code for a protein of 142 amino acids. NCBI's taxonomy places the organism in Eukaryota, Fungi, Mucoromycota, Mucoromycetes, Mucorales, Rhizopodaceae.